AUGUCUACCACGCCACAAGGCUCUACAACGACUCAAAACGAAACACCCUUAACUUCGACGACAAAUACAGUGCCUGAUCAAGACUACCUUCUGACUGACGACAAUACCGAUUGUCGACGUAGUGAGGCAUUUGAUCUGCCUAAAUCAAAGAAAUUCAGAUCAUCAACAUCAUUGAUUAGUAACGGCAGCGAAACAAUCAAUAUGUCAUCAAAUGGUAAUAAUGCAAAUCUCGGUGAAGCUAUGGAACAUACUAAUGGAAGCGUGAAUUGUAAUGGGAACAGUGAAAAUAAUAGUUCACAAGCAACACAACAAACAACAACAUCGAAUCAAAUGGCAGACGGUUUACAACACCAAACGUCAACAACAUCGUCGAAGACACCCGAAAUCGAUGAAGGUCUCUAUUCUCGACAAUUGUACGUCAUGGGCAAGGAAGCCAUGCACCAAUUGGCUAACGCUCAUGUUCUUAUAUCUGGCAUGCGUGGUCUUGGUGUUGAAAUAGCGAAAAACAUCAUUCUUGGUGGCGCUAAAGCAGUCAUCAUUCACGAUUGUGAUAAAGUCGAUUACGCUGAUCUUUCGUCACAAUAUUAUUUUUCGGAAAAGGAUAUUGGUCAAAAUCGCGCUACUGUGGCGAAUAAACGAUUAGCAGAAUUGAAUAGUUAUGUCAACGUAACAUGCUCGUCAGCACCACUCGAUGGAACUUUUCUUCAAGAAAAUAAAAUCAAUGUUUUCGUUCUAACCGAUGCUGAUUUUGCGGAACAAGUCAGCUUAGGUGAUUAUUGUCACAGCAACGGAAUAAAAUUCAUCGUUGCCAAUACGAAAGGUUUAUUUGGUCAAAUUUUCUGCGAUUUUGGUAAGAAUUUUGUUGUUCUCGAUACCAACGGCGAAAAUCCAUUAACGCAAAUCGUCACCGAAAUAAGUCAUGAUGAAUCGGGUGCUGUUUUUAUGUCCACAGAUACACGACAUGGGUUUGAAGAGGGUUCAUAUGUUACCUUCCAUGGUGUCAAAGGAAUGACUGAAGUCAAUGAUCGAGAAUUUAAAAUUGCCGUACCAAGUCCAUUCACAUUCACUAUUGGAGAUACGAGAAACUUUGGAGUUUAUGAAAGUGGUGGAACAGUAACUGAAGUGAAAAAACCAGAAUCUGUGAAUUUUAGAUCAUUUUCGGAAUCUUUACAAGAGCCUGAAAUGUUAAUUUGUGAUUUUUCCAAAAUGUCCAUGCCUGCCAAUCUUCAUUUAGCAUUUCAAGUUUUACCGCGUUAUCAAAAGCAGUACAAUUCCUUGCCAAAACCAUGGAAUGAUGCUGAUGCUGAGAAAUUCUACGAAUUAGUCGAAACAUUGAACAAAGAAAAUCGAGAAAAUCCCUUAACCGAUGAAUUGAAUAAACACUGGAUUAAAUUAUUUGCCAAGACAUGCACAGGUGAUUUAUGUCCAAUGCAAGCUGUCAUUGGUGGAAUUGCUGCUCAAGAAGCCAUGAAAGCAGUGACAGGAAAAUUCAUGCCGAUUCGACAAUUCUUCUAUUUUGAUGCGAUCGAAUGUUUACCAGAAGAUGUCUUUCAACCACCAACCGAAGCAGUAACAACAACCGAGAACAAAGGUUCUCUCAGAUUACCAACGAAGAAGUCGCGAUAUUACUCACAAGAGAUUGUCUUCGGUGAAGAUUUUCAAAAAGCAUUAGGCGAAACGAAAUAUUUCGUGGUUGGUUCGGGUGCCAUCGGUUGUGAAAUGUUAAAGAACUUCGCUAUGAUGGGCUUAGGAUGUGGAGAAGGUGGUCAUAUCUAUGUUACAGACAUGGACUCUAUCGAGAAAUCAAAUUUGAAUCGACAAUUUCUCUUCCGCUCAUGGGACAUCGGAAAAAUGAAGUCUCAGGUAGCAAGCGAAGCGGUCAAACACAUGAAUCCAAGUAUGAACAUUCGCGCAUAUGUCGACGGUGUUUUACCUGAAACCGAAAAUAUCUAUAAUGAUCACUUCUUUGAACGAUUAGACGGUGUUGUCAAUGCACUUGACAAUGUCAAAGCCCGUCAAUAUGUCGACCGUCGUUGUGUUUAUUAUCAAAAACCAUUGGUUGAUAGUGGCACAUUAGGUACAAAGGCCAGUGUUCAAGUUGUUGUUCCAUUCCUUACGGAAUCAUACUCAUCAACAAAUGAUCCACCUGAUCCGUCGGUACCAAUGUGUACAUUACGUAAUUUCCCUAAUUUGAUUGAACAUACAAUUGAAUGGGCGCGUGAUAAUUUCGCUGGUCUUUUUACUAUUCCUGCUCAACAAGCUGAAGAGUUCAUUCGUUCAGGAAAAGAAUUCGCCGAACGAACAUCUAAAAAUCAUUCAGAAUAUGAUAAAAAUGAAAUUGUUGACAACGUCAAACGUAUUCUCGGUUCUGAACGUCCAAAAACUUUCACCGAUUGCAUAAAAUGGUCGCGAAAUCUAUUUGAACAACAAUUCCACAAUACAAUUGCCCAAUUACUUUACAAUUUCCCACGUGAACACGUCACCAGCAAAGGUGACCGUUUCUGGAGUGGAAACAAACGUUGCCCACAUGUACUGAAGUUCGAUGCCAACAAUAAACUUCAUUUAGACUUUAUUGUCGCUGCAUCAAACCUAUUAGCAUAUAUGUAUCACAUCGAAGGAUCGCGUGAUCGACAAGCUAUUGCUAAAGAAGUAGUGAAAAUUCUUGUUCCCGAAUUUCAGCCCAAGUCUGGUGUUACCAUUCAUGAAAAUGAUGAACAAUUAAGAGCUGAUAAUGAACGGCAGAAGAACAUGAAUGCUAUGCGUAAAGGAGGUCAAGGCGCAAAUGAAUCAGAAGCUGAUUUAAUCCUUGCGCGGUUACCCAAUCGCGAUGAUAUCAGUCAUAUUAAAAUUCGAGCACAUGAAUUUGAAAAAGAUGAUGAUACCAACUUUCAUAUGGAUUACAUUGCCGCAACAGCGAAUCUCCGCGCUGAAAAUUAUGAAAUUCAAACAGCUGAUCGUAGCAAGAUUAAACGUAUUGCUGGAAAUAUCAUUCCAGCUAUUGCAACGACCACUGCGAUGGUUACUGGUUUAGUUUGUCUUGAAGUUUACAAAUUCAUUCAAAAGCAUAAGAAAAUUGAAUCAUUUCGAAAUGGUUUCGUCAAUUUGGCUUUACCAUUCUUUGGCUUUUCCGAACCAGUUCCACCAAAACGUCAAAAAUAUCUCGACAAAGAUUUUACUUUGUGGGAUCGAUUCGACGUUAAGGGCGAUAUGACAUUGGAAGAACUGAUUGAAUACUUCAAACGUGAACAUAAACUCGUACCAAACAUGAUUUCAGCAGGAAUGUCCGUUAUUUAUAGUCCACAUUUUAUGCGCAAGGAAAGCAAAGCACAAGAUAUGAAACGAAAAAUUUCAGAAUUGUUUGAAACGGUGACCAGAAGCAAGAUACCUGCCCAUGUUUGUUCACUUACAUUAGACAUGUUAUGCAAUGAUCUUGAAGGAAAUGAUCGAUUGUUUUCAUCAGAUAUCUGCCGACUGAGUAAGACAUCUUUCGACGGUUAUUGUUGUUUUGAUUUUUAUUGCACCAUUGCAAUCUAUCGAUGUCGAACGAAGGAACACGAUGAAUAUUAUCAUACGUCUUUUCCUGUACCCAAAUAUAGAAUUCACUCGAUAAUGCCUAUCAAUCUUCGACAUUCGUUUAAUCAAAUUCCAUUACCCUCACUUCCGUAUUAUACGCUAAUUAGUAGUACAUUAUUAGUUGGUCAUGUUUUUUAUCUUCACCAAUCGAUCCAAUCGAACGUGAACAAUUCUUUAGCUGAUACGAAUAUCACAAAUCAUAGUAUAUUAAAUGCUAAUCAAACAAACGUUGCUAUCGACUCGAAGCCAUUCUCCUGGAAUUAUAUUCGAACAUUCAUGACAACUCUCUUCUCACAAUCACUUUCACUCCUGAUAUUUGUGAAUGUGAUCUAUUGCUUUGCAGCAUUAUUAGCACGACAAUUACAAAGAUUUGUCUUUGGUGAAUUACGUGCGGUAGAAUUACAACGAAUAAAAGAUAAAUUUUGGAAUUAUACAUUUUAUAAGUUUUGUUUUCUUUUUGGCGUACUUGGUCUCGAAAAUUUACAUGAACUCAUACUUUGGAUAUCCUGGUUUUUCAUACUGGCUUUCGCUUUCCUUUUUUGUCAAUUAAUUAAAGAUCGUUUCGAAUUAUUUUCAACCUCGAUCACCGUUUCUCGACAAUCAUUGAAUCGUAUACUUUGUCUACUGAUCUGUUUACUAUGUUUAUGUUCUGGUUUAUUCAGUCUUUGCUACCUCGUCGGGUUCAAACACGGUGGACUAUCAAUCUUUAUGUUUAUGUUAGCUGAAAGUCUCUUAUUGACACUUGAUACAAGUUAUCUGAUACUUAAAUACGCUUUGCUUCAGCAACGAACCAAUGAAUAUCGUUCGCAAAUUCUUUACUAUUUAGAAUUUAGUUUCGAUAUAUCCGCCUUGGUUAUUGAUAUUUGUUAUCAUUUACAAAUGUUGUUUUAUCAUCAUACAUUCAUGUCGAUGUCGUCGUUGAUCUUUUUUAUGCAAUUGAAACCAUUGUUUAAUGAGUUAACACAGCGGUUGAAACGACAUCGAUCGUAUCGAUUGGCGAUGACACGUAUGGAAAAGAAAUAUCCGUUAUUGACCAAACAUGACUUAGAAGAAAAAGCUCGAAAACAAAAUUGUUUGUCAAGCUCCGAAGAAAUCUGUGCUAUUUGUUGGGAAAAAUUUGAUAAAGCUCGUUGCUUACCAUGUGGCCAUUUAUUUCAUCAAAAUUGUCUUCGCAGUUGGCUGGAACAAGAUGCAUCAUGUCCAAUAUGUCGAUUAUCAUUGCAGGACGACACAAAUGCAGUAGCUUCACGAACAGCCUCGAUUAAUCAUGAUUUACCAAUCACGACGGAUCAGCGUCGAGGACGUAAUCAUCUGUUUCGUUUUGAUGGCCAUCGGUAUUCGUCAUGGUUACCAAGUUUUUCAAUUAUGAUCAAUCACAACUUCCCAUUUCGGUUUGGUCGCGCCCGUUUGACUGGCGUUCAGUUGACAAGUAUGGCACAAAGUAUCCAACAUGUUUUUCCGCAAAUGCCAUUUGAAGUUAUUCUUGCCAAUCUACAACAAACGCAAUCAAUGGAUGCAACUAUUGAUAAUAUCGUUGAACGACGUAUUCAAUUCGAACCACAACAGGAACAAGAAGAUGACGAUGAAGAAAAUGAAGAUGAAAAUGCACCAACGUCGGAACUCGAUGUCUCAUCUGGAAUUCCUCUCGAAACUACAGAAUCAAAUUAUCGUAAUCUGUUAUUAAAUUCAUUGGAAACAAUUGAAGACAAUGCGGAUAGUUUUGUAUGGCCACUAGACCCUAGUUUACCAUUUGAACAUCGCAAACAACUGCUGAUCUCACAUAUGCGACGACAAUAUCUUGCACGUGAUCGUCGUCUUCAAUUAUCAUCAAACAAAUGUGAUCAAUAA
Adineta ricciae is the source of this 5421-nucleotide messenger RNA. The record is from the annotation of a GenBank genome assembly. NCBI's taxonomy places the organism in Eukaryota, Metazoa, Rotifera, Eurotatoria, Adinetida, Adinetidae.